Molecule: messenger RNA, 1538 nt
Organism: Syngnathoides biaculeatus (alligator pipefish)
Lineage: Eukaryota; Metazoa; Chordata; Actinopteri; Syngnathiformes; Syngnathidae
Gene: rpusd1
Product: RNA pseudouridine synthase domain containing 1
Exons: 6
Coding region: 146-1063 (305 amino acids)
Biological process (GO): pseudouridine synthesis
Molecular function (GO): pseudouridine synthase activity; RNA binding
Source: RefSeq, a predicted model, not a curated record
CCUGCUUUCCAGUACACUAGGUGGCGCCACAUCGCUUAGUCACGUUAGCUAGAGUAGAAUCACAAACGGAAGUACAGUACAAUACAUCCACCAGCGUCCACCCGUGCUAGUAACGAUGCCGUGAGGAUUUCAAGUUUGCUCCAUCAUGGAGCCGGCCAGUGUGGAGAGUCUCCGCGUCCUCUUUAAAAGUGAUGACUACAUCGUGGUGGACAAGCAUUGGGACAUCCGCAUUGAUAGCAAGAUGUGGUAUGAAAAAACCACAGUUCAGGCUCAACUUCGCCAUCACUUUCCUGAACUGGCAGAUCCCAACACCUACUAUGGAUUCAGAUUCUGUCACCAGUUGGAUUUCUCGACCAGCGGAGUCCUCUGCGUGGCCCUCAAUAAGGCUGCAGCUGGCCAGGCGUAUCGCUGCUUUAAGGAGCGCACGGUCACCAAGGCCUACCUCGCUCUGGUUCGUGGAUUCGUGGAAGAAGAGAUACAAACCCUGAACUUUUCCAUUGGCAAGAACACUUCAGAGGGAAAAACACAUAUGAUGUGUAUUGAGGGAACAGAUGGUUGUGAGAAUGCAAAACCAUGCCAGACUGCGCUGACAGUCUUGGAGUACGGCUUGUAUGACGGAGACCGUGUCACCAAAGUGCUGCUGCAGCCGCUCACAGGUCGAACUCACCAGCUAAGGGUCCACUGCAGUGCAAUAGGCCACCCCAUAGUCGGGGACUUCACCUACAGCUCGGGAGCCGACGACGGCCCCUUCCGCAUGAUGUUGCACGCCCACCUCCUCCACAUCCCCCUGGACCCUGAACCCGUGAUCGUGCGCGCGGGAGACCCUUUUCUGCCGUCGGUGGACCCAAAGUGGCUGCCGCAGCGCUCCAUGCGACCCCUGAAGGCCACCCUGGACGCCCUGCUGGAGGGCAAGCUGGACGAGCGCAGACGGGUGAAGGAGACGCAAAGAGACCAAGAGAGACAGAAGGAAGAGGAGAGGAGGAACAAGAGACAGAAAGAGGAGAGUGAGGAGCAGAAGCGGCAGUGUGAAGAAUGGCUCCGGGAUUGGGCUGGAGUCUCAUAGUGUUGUUUCUUAUCAUCAAGUAUUUAUUUCUUCAUUCCAGUUCUUCAUCCUGGAGAAACCCCGUUGAGCAUGUAUGCAUUUUCCACACCCAAUUCAAAUAACCCCCAAGUAUAAAAAUAAUAUUUUUAAAAUUUGAUUUUAAGAAAUAAGCAUGAUGAAAUCAGAGAAGUUAGUGCAUAUAUCGAUGUGAGGUUGGAGAACCGACAGCCUGUAAACUUAAACUUUUGAAAACAUUGGACUGGGAGAGUCACAGAAAGCCAUAGAAGUGGAUUUCAAUUGGUUGAUUUCAUCCUAACAUUUUGUCCAUUGUUUAUGGCAACAAUUGUACCAUAUUGUAUUUUCUUUUACUAACUGAAAUGCUAGUACCGCGGCAGCUUGUCGUAUAUACAUAAAAACCAUUAAAUAUGAGCUAAAAAUAAACCACAUUGAAAAAUAUUUAUUUUUUCCGUGUGAAUAAAAAACAAGUACAGUGAUG